Messenger RNA from Rhinolophus ferrumequinum (greater horseshoe bat), 2050 nucleotides. RefSeq names its product UTP6 small subunit processome component (gene UTP6). The transcript has 19 exons. Bases 118 to 1914 code for a protein of 598 amino acids. Gene Ontology annotation, molecular function: snoRNA binding; protein binding. Gene Ontology annotation, cellular component: Pwp2p-containing subcomplex of 90S preribosome; small-subunit processome. NCBI's taxonomy places the organism in Eukaryota, Metazoa, Chordata, Mammalia, Chiroptera, Rhinolophidae. The record is from RefSeq and is a predicted model, not a curated record. Gene Ontology annotation, biological process: maturation of SSU-rRNA from tricistronic rRNA transcript (SSU-rRNA, 5.8S rRNA, LSU-rRNA).
ACGUUACGUCAGCACGUGCGAGCGUAAGCGCUGGGUCUUGGGAAUAGAUGGUGGGACCCUUCGGCGCGUGUUGGCGGUUAAGAGGUUCUCUCGGUUGGGUUCUGCAGUUCUGACCUCAUGGCGGAGAUCAUUCAGGAACGCAUAGAAGAUCGACUUCCUGAAUUGGAACAGCUGGAGCGCAUUGGACUGUUCAGUCAUGCGGAAAUUAAGGCUAUCAUUAAGAAGGCCUCGGAUCUAGAAUACAGAAUACAGCGAAGAGCUCUUUGUAAGGAAGACUUUAUCAAUUAUGUUCAAUAUGAAAUUAAUCUUUUGGAGCUGAUCCAGAGAAGAAGAACUCGCAUUGGGUAUUCAUUUAAGAAGGAUGAGAUUGAGAAUUCUAUUGUACACCGGGUACAAGGUGUCUUCCGACGUGCUUCAGCAAAGUGGAAAGAUGAUGUUCAACUUUGGCUAUCCUAUGUUGUCUUUUGUAAGAAAUGGGCUACCAAAGCUCAACUUAGCAAGGUAUUCUCUGCCAUGUUGGCCAUUCAUUCAAACAAGCCAGCUUUGUGGAUUAUGGCUGCCAAAUGGGAAAUGGAAGAUCGCUUGUCUUCAGAAAGUGCAAGACAACUAUUUCUUCGAGCUCUGCGCUUUCAUCCACAAUGCCCGAAACUUUAUCAAGAAUACUUCAGGAUGGAGCUGAUGCAUGCUGAGAAAUUGAGGAAGGAAAGGCAAGAAUUUGAAAAAGCCAAAAUGGAUGUGGGACACCUUGAUUAUCCUGAAGAAAUCCUUACAGGCGAAUUGGCACGGAUCAUCUACAAAAAUUCUGUAAGCAUAAUUAAAGGUGCAGAGUUUCAUGUGUCACUGCUUUCAAUUGCACAGCUAUUCGACUUUGCCAAAGAUCUGCAAAGAGAAAUUUAUGAAGACCUCCAAGCUCUGCACACAGAUGACCCUCUCACUUGGGAUUAUGUGGCACGGAGAGAAUUAGAGAUCCAAGCGCAGCCAGGAGAAGAGCAGCCGGCCACGAAACAUGCCAAAGUGGUAGAGAUGGGCCGGAAGGAGGAGCGGUGCAGUGCUGUAUAUGAAGAAGCAGUAAAGACUCUCCCUACAGAGGCCAUGUGGAAGUGUUACAUCAACUUUUGCUUGGAAAGGUUUAGUAAGAAGACAAAUAGCCCGUCCCUCAGAGCGAAGAGGCUGGAAAAAACCAUGACUGCAUUCAGGAAGGCACAUGAACUCAAGGUUCUACCAGAAUGCCAAUACAAGCAGUGGAUUGAGUUGUUGCUGCACCAUGACUUCUUGAAGGAAGCUCUGCAGGUGGCGGUAGCCGGCACUGAAUUGUUUAGGGACUCCGUAAUGAUGUGGCAGAUGCAGCUGCAGGUGCUGAUAGACUCAAAGAGCCCUGACGUAGCCAGACUUUUUCAAGAAGCCUUUGUGCACCUGAAGCCCCAGGUUUGUCUGCCAUUGUGGAUUUCUUGGGCAGAGUGGAGUGAAGGUGCCAAAAGCCAAGAAGACACUGAAGCCAUCUAUAAGAAAGCUAUCUUAGCUGUCAUUGGUGCCGACUCAGUCACCCUGAAGGAUAAGUACCUGGAUUGGGCCUAUCGAAGUGGUGGCUACAAAAAGGCCAGAGCUGUGUUUAAAAGUUUACAGGAAAGCCGUCCAUUUUCAGUUGACUUUUUCAGGAAAAUAAUCCAGUUUGAAAAGGAGCAAGAAUCCUGCAAGAUGGCAAACUUAAGAGAAUAUUAUGAGAGGGCUUUGAGAGAGUUUGGAUCUACAGAUUCUGAUCUUUGGAUGGAUUAUAUAAAAGAAGAAUUGAACCACCCUCUUGGUAGACCUGAGAACUGCGGACAAAUCUACUGGCGAGCCAUGAAAAUGUUGCAGGGAGAGUCAGCAGAGGUGUUUGUAGCUAAACAUGCUAUGCAUCAAGCCGGCCAUUUGUGAAAAGAGGAAGAACAAGCCAACUUUGUGAAAUAGUGUUGUAAGCCUUCUGGGUAGAUUGGUGUUAGGAGUUCAUCUACAAUUUGCUUAGAGAUGGCAGACAAGAAGGCUCUCUGAUUUUGAGACAUGCUUUAAUUUU